Molecule: messenger RNA, 552 nt
Organism: Aspergillus pseudonomiae
Lineage: Eukaryota; Fungi; Ascomycota; Eurotiomycetes; Eurotiales; Aspergillaceae
Exons: 1
Coding region: 1-552 (183 amino acids)
Source: RefSeq, a predicted model, not a curated record
AUGGAAUACGUCAGUAUUCACCUGUUUCCCGCCAGGGAAGCCUUUAUGAGGUGUAACGUGAAGGUACCCAACGAAGAAGGCCUGGUACCACUUGUCGGGACUUUCACGGACUUGCAAACACACCGGCUGAUACUGAACGUUCCAGCUGUCUCCGACGUCUUCCAGAACGCCCUGAUAUGCCCGGAUAAAGAUGUUCAGGAACAACUUGCACGUUACAAUAAUGCCGGCACUGACCACGUGCUGGACGAUUGGCGCGGCAGAUGGUGUUUGGGAUCCUGGCGAGUCAAUUUCGCUUGUUACGGGCCUCCAGCUGUUGUGGACGCAGUCUUCAGGGUCAUCGAAAGUGAAUUCUACAAAUUUCGUGGUGCAAUCUUGACGCAGUCGAAAUACGUCGCGAAACCAGGACAGAUACUGAACCCUGAUGAGACUGGUGAAGAGCUCCUACCUCAAAAUGGAGCUUUUAGUGUGGCAGGGAUUGCCGCUGUUAACAUGCGUGAGGAUAGUGGUGGACAUGCUGCAUCCUCACUUAUUAGGCCCUACUUAUACGAAUAG